Molecule: messenger RNA, 1110 nt
Organism: Gastrolobium bilobum
Lineage: Eukaryota; Viridiplantae; Streptophyta; Magnoliopsida; Fabales; Fabaceae
Product: cytochrome P450 704B1-like
Exons: 5
Coding region: 1-1110 (369 amino acids)
Molecular function (GO): monooxygenase activity; heme binding; iron ion binding
Source: RefSeq, a predicted model, not a curated record
AUGGCUUUAGCCAGAAGGGGUGUGUGUGCACUGUCGUUUCUUCAAUCAAAUAGGGAGUUGUUGAUGAGAAUGACUUUAGACUCCAUAUGUAAAGUGGGAUUUGGUGUGGAAAUUGGAACUUUGACUCCCAAUUUACCAGACAAUUCUUUUGCUCGGGCCUUUGACACUGCAAACAUCAUAGUAACAAUUCGCUUCAUUGAUCCACUAUGGAAAAUUAAGAAAAUUCUAAAUAUAGGGUCAGAAGCACAACUUCAUAAGAGCAUCAAAGUCAUUGAUGAUUUCACUUACUCAGUAAUUCGUAGAAGGAAGGCAGAGAUAGAGGAUGCUAAAAAGAAUGGCCAACAAAAUCAGAUAAAACAUGAUAUAUUAUCAAGAUUCAUAGAACUGGGAGAAAGCAAUGCAUCAGACAAGAGUCUGAGAGAUGUUGUCCUGAACUUUGUAAUUGCUGGUCUCGACACAACCGCAACAACUGUAUCAUGGGCCAUUUAUAUGGUAAUGACACAUGCUCAUGUUGCUGACAAACUUUACUUAGAGCUCAAAACUUUUGAGGAGAAUCGAGCAAACGAAGAGAAUAUUUCCUUGCUUCAAUGUGACAUAGGAGACACUGAAUCAUUCAAUCAAAGAGUAGCUCAAUUUUCAAGGUUAUUGAACAAAGAUUCACUAGAAAAACUGCACUAUUUGCAUGCAGUCAUAACGGAGACCCUAAGAUUGUAUCCAGCUGUUCCUCAGGAUCCUAAGGGCAUCUUGGAGGACGAUGUCUUGCCAGAUGGAACCAAAAUAAAAGCAGGUGGCAUGGUAACUUAUGUUCCAUACUCUAUGGGAAGGAUGGAGUAUAACUGGGGCUCUGAUGCAGCUUCAUUUACACCUGAACGAUGGGUCAAGGAUGGUAUUCUCCAAAAUGAAUAUCCAUUCAAAUUCACUGCUUUUCAGGCAGGGCCAAAGAUAUGCCUUGGAAAGGACUCUGCAUAUCUCCAGAUGAGGAUGGUAUUGGCUAUUUUGUGCAGAUUUUACAAAUUCAACUUGGUGCCUGGUCAUUCAGUGAAAUACAGGAUGAUGACUAUAUUAUCAAUGCAACAUGGCUUGAAGCUUAGAAUAGAGAGACGUUCUUGA